AUGCCGAAUUGGUACCGCGAUUUGUUUGCCUCAAGUUCUGGGCCUAUCAGUCUGACGGUUCGCACCCGCAUUGCGCCGUUGCUGCUGAAGUUAUCCUGGGAUGGCUAUCCGUUAGUCUGGUCAGACAAGAAUGGUUGGACAUUCCGGGUCCCUGUGAAGGACGAGACCAAGUACGAGAACAGCAAUGUCACACGAGCGGACAUGCUAGAAGAGACGAAUCUGACGUUGAAGGACGACUAUGCUCACGUCUAUUUCAAACUACCACAUAAGGAUGGUCCCACGGCUCGGUGUGCCUCGCCAUUAGCCAAAGGGUAUCUACAAUACUUUGAAGCUGGAGCAUUGUCUUCAAAGUACGAGCUUGCCAAAGAAGCCCUCGAGAUGAACGCGUCCUGUUCUUACUGGAUCUCCGCCAGGGACAGGAUCAAGUCUCAAAUGGUCAUAUACGAAGCUGAACAAGACCAAUCAAAGUCAAGCUCUCAGCAAGGCUUCAUUCUGCCUCAGAUCAUUCCCAUGGGCACCAUCACCCGAAGAGCAGUCGAGAACACCUGGUUGACAGCAUCCAAUGCCAAGGCAAAUCGAGUUGGCUCAGAAUUGAAGGCGAUGAUCAAAGCUCCUCCUGGCUAUGCAUUCGUUGGCGCUGACGUCGACAGCCAAGAGCUAUGGAUCGCAUCUCUCGUUGGUGACGCCCAGUUCCAGCUUCACGGUGGCAAUGCCAUUGGGUUCAUGACUUUGGAAGGCACCAAAGCCGCGGGAACGGAUCUGCAUUCCAAGACAGCCAAGAUUUUAGGUAUCUCCCGAAAUGAUGCAAAGGUCUUCAACUAUGGACGAAUCUACGGCGCCGGACUGAAAUUCGCUGCGACUCUGCUACGUCAAUUCAACCCAACACUGUCAGAAAAGCAGACCACAGAAAUUGCUCAGAAAUUGUACAAAGAGACGAAAGGUACCCGAACGCGACGUAAGGCGCUCGGACAGGGCACCUUCUGGCGUGGCGGCACCGAGUCCUUCGUCUUCAAUAAGCUAGAGGAGUUCGCAGAGCAAGAACGACCGCGAACGCCAGUCCUAGGAGCCGGAAUCACUGAAGCUUUAAUGCGACGCUUCAUCAACCAAGGCUCGUUUAUGACCAGUCGCAUCAACUGGGCAAUCCAAAGUUCCGGAGUCGACUACCUUCAUCUCUUGAUUGUCUCCAUGGACUACCUGGUGCGCCGUUUCAACCUCCGCGCCCGCCUUGCAAUCACUGUACAUGACGAGAUCCGCUAUCUGGUGAAGGAAGAAGACAAGUACAAAGCCGCGAUGGCGCUUCAAAUCGCCAAUCUCUGGACACGUGCGAUGUUCUCCCAACAAAUGGGCAUCGACGACCUGCCACAGUCCUGUGCUUUCUUCUCGGCUGUCGACAUCGAUCAUGUGCUGCGCAAGGAAGUCGACAUGGACUGCGUCACGCCCAGUCAUCCCAAUCCGAUACCCGCAGGCGAGUCAUUGGACAUCGUCCAGCUGAUGGACAAGGGUGAUGCAGCGAAGCUUGACGAGUCUGUCGUGCCGGAUUUACCAAUCGACCUGUCGGGCUAUGUCUACGACCGUCAGCCGACUGUCAUGUCAAGUCUCAACUCGAGCACGGGUCUGCGCUACUUAAAGGCGCAAAUCACCGCGGACGACAAGGAGCUGAAAGCCAUUGUCAAGGAGGCUGAAGAUAGUGGUGAGAGUGGCAGCGGUUCAGCCACGACGAGCGGCAAAAGCACAACCACAAAGUCAACAACCAUCCCUAAAGGCCCACGUGGCCGGCCACCGAAGCCGAAGGUCCCGCCACCGCCAUAUGCUCAACCGCAGCAGGCGGUGUUGAUGGAGGUGGAAGACCGCUGGACGGCGGGAUUCCAUAGGGCGAUGAAGGGCGGAAAGGAGACGCGGCCGUGGCUCAUGGCUGGUAGUGGUAUGAAGAGGGCCUCGGUGGGAAUGGGCGGGCCCGGAGGUCUCAGUAGCACUAAAGGGUCGUGGGCUGCUGACGGAUGGGAGGUCUGA
Messenger RNA from Cyphellophora attinorum, 2010 nucleotides. RefSeq names its product DNA polymerase gamma, mitochondrial. The transcript has a single exon. Gene Ontology annotation, cellular component: mitochondrion; gamma DNA polymerase complex. The record is from RefSeq and is a predicted model, not a curated record. Gene Ontology annotation, biological process: mitochondrial DNA replication. The coding region runs from base 1 to 2010 and encodes 669 amino acids. Gene Ontology annotation, molecular function: DNA-directed DNA polymerase activity; 3'-5' exonuclease activity; DNA binding. NCBI's taxonomy places the organism in Eukaryota, Fungi, Ascomycota, Eurotiomycetes, Chaetothyriales, Cyphellophoraceae.